AUGAACAGUGUAUUAAACCUCUCCACUUUUGAAUUACAAUCAGCGCACCUUUCGCUUUUCAGUAAAGGUUUUAAAUUUAUACCAUAUGGUUGUGACAAUAUUGUCUCUGCUUUAACAGAACUAAAAAUCUUUGUUCGAAAUCUCAACCUAAGACUGCUAUUUGGUAAUACUCCUGCACCUGAAAAAUGUUGUAAACGUAGUAGCACUUUUAUGCCAGUUAGUGUUCCUGUACUAAAGGCUUUUCAUGACAUUUGCGAGUUUCAGAUUAGAGAACUCUAUCUAAAACCUGUUAAAAACAAGGCAUAUAAUUUAAGCUUCUCUGAGUAUAAAGCUUUAAAAAGUUUACAACAGUGUAAUGACAUUAUUAUAAAACAAGCUGAUAAAGGUGGCAAGGCUGUCCUAAUGAAUCGUGAUAAUUAUUUUUCAGCUGUUUCUCUGCUUUUAAAUGAUGAUACUGCCUUUAAAGUUAUCACUAGAACUGAUGUAAAAAAUUGUAUAAGUUAUGUGAACAUGGUUGUGUAUGAGCUGCAGCUUAAUAAUGACAUUGAUAUUGAUCUUUUUAACUAUUUUACAUUUCUAGGUAUUCAAGCAGUCCAGUCUCAAGGUUGUGGAAACCCAGUAUAUAAUUCUCGGAUCGUUGGUGGAUCUAAUGCCCAGGAGGGAAAAUGGCCAUGGCAGAUUAGCUUACAAAAGAAUAAUGCACACAUCUGUGGAGGGUCAAUUAUUACUGAGAGCUGGGUAGUGACAGCUGCACAUUGUCUGCAAGGGAACUACUAUCAAAAUAUAGGCCAAUACAGCGUGGUCCUAGGAGGGUAUCAGCUUUCUAAUUCUAAUAGAAACCAGCUCACACGGAAAAUUAAAGAGAUCAUUGUUCACGAGAAUUAUACAAACCCAACACAAGGUUAUGACAUAGCUCUCCUAAAGCUUGAUGUAAAUGUAACAUUCACAGACUAUAUCCUUCCAGUUUGUCUUCCUGGUUCCUCUUUCCAGUUUCCUGAUGGUUUACUCUGCUGGGUUACUGGCUGGGGUGCUACACAGUCUGGAGGGAGCCUUCCAUCACCCCAGACACUACAGGAAGUUCAAGUACCAAUCAUAAACCAACCACAAUGUGACUGUCUGUAUCAUGUGAAUACCGACUAUCCCCAGCGCACUCAGCUGGUAGCAAUGAAUUCCAUCUGCGCUGGAUAUAUCAGAGGAGUAAAAGAUUCCUGUCAGGGAGACUCUGGUGGACCACUGGUAUGUAAAGGAGGCAAAACAUGGAUUUUGGCUGGACUUGUGAGCUGGGGAGAAGGAUGCGCAAUGACAAAUCGCCCUGGAGUUUACUCUCGUGUCCCUGUUUUUCAGGACUGGUUACAGAGUAAAAUACCUCAACUGCAGUUUAAGGCAUUCAGCCAAGAAGCAUUCUCAAGUGCAGAGUCAAUACCAGUGAACAGCAGCACCUGUAAAUAUAAUCGUGAUGGAAAUGCAGUCGUGUAUGGUACCAGCAGCAGUCUUUUACACUUCAGCACUGCUGGUCUCCUGUUUUGCACAAUUCUCAUGACAGUAAUGUAGCAAGUUAAUGCCUUAUCUAUGCUUUAAAUCUAGGAGCUAGAAUACCUAUAAGGACCGUGUCUUCAUAUCUAAGCAUUGCUCUAUGCCCAUGUCCCUAUUACAAGGCAAUAACAACAACAAUGCAAUCUCCAUCAUAGCUCAUAGAACAUACUGUCAUUGGGCAGACUGAACUAUCUAUAGCACAUUUUUUAGGUCUCACACAGAUUUUAUUCUAUAUUUAUGAGGAAGACAAAGAGCCAUAUAUGAAAGCAAUUCACAUUUACUAAACAUCUGAAAUGAAUUAAUGUUUGUAAAUAUGAAGGUGGUUAGUAGACCUGAAUAGUCCCUAGUCAAGAAACAAAGCAGCUUGUGGUGACAUGGUGUCCAUUAGUAAUGUCCAGUUAGUUAUGAUUAUACUGUAAAAUGCCAAUGAUAUGGAGUCUCUAUGUCCCUCACUGCCUCACAUUGAUGGCCAUUAUGCCUCACGCAGAAUGCCCAUAAAAGCACUGCCCUACAUUAGAAUCAAUUGGCUUCCCCUCUUUAGUGCUAAAUUUCAAUCCCUCACACAAAAUAUUUGUAGCACAUAAAAGAAGAUAACCACAUGAAUGGAACACUAAUUAAUGCUCUAAUUCCUCAUUUACUGUGAAUGAAUCUUUCAGGUGCAUAGUCAUUUUAUAUACUGUAUAAGCAGUCCUCACAAUAUGGCUAACCAUUCUAAAUGAAGAACUUUCAUAUAAUAUGUUUAUACUGAGCCACACUGAUAAAAAAUGUGAAGGGUUUAUAGAAACAGUAAAGUAGGCAAAAUAGUAGUGUUUAUUUUUUGAACAUGUUUGCUGCUACCUUUGUUUUUGAGUGUUUUUAUUUUAUUUAUUUAUGUUUUUGAGGGGUUUUUUUUCUUCAGAAGAUUUUUUCUUUUUUGGACUGACACUAUUGAUGUACUUGAAUAUGCUGCAAAGGACAAUACUGUACAUUUAGGCACCCGUGUUUGCUUCUUUUCCUCCUCAACUCCACCCUUCAUCAUCAGAUCCUCAGUUAAUUGUAUCAACUGGUCACUAAAUUUUCUUUGUAAGUUUUGGUGUCACAUAUAUUGAUGUCCUAGAGCUUGUAAUGUAAGGAAAUCAGGAAAAUGAGAAAUGGAAGAUUGCAAGCAAAGUGCUGAAGCAUCACAUGCUUCACACGGAAGCAGAAAAUUGUUUACAUGGAAAGACAAAAAUAAACUUUGCUUCAUAUAUAAGAAGAAACAAUUCAUUAGUUGCUUAGUUACAUCAUAUAUAUGAAUAAAUAAUUCACUAGUUGCUUUGUUAAUAUUUACUGAAAAACAAAUACUGACCUUAUAAUAUGUAUCAUUGUAAGCCUAUUUCAACUCAUACAAUAUAAUAAUUCUGAAGCGAAAACACACAC
Protopterus annectens (West African lungfish) is the source of this 2931-nucleotide messenger RNA. RefSeq names its product serine protease 27-like. Lineage: Eukaryota; Metazoa; Chordata; Ceratodontiformes; Protopteridae. The record is from RefSeq and is a predicted model, not a curated record. Bases 1 to 1551 code for a protein of 516 amino acids. The transcript has 6 exons. Gene Ontology annotation, biological process: proteolysis. Gene Ontology annotation, molecular function: serine-type endopeptidase activity.